AUGAUAAAUGAAUAAAUACUUCAAGAACUUAAAAGCUCAAAUUUUAAAUCCAUUAUUGAUAAUUGUGUGUACCUUAAAAAAAUAUCAAAUACAUUAUAUGGAGAUGCAGAAGUUUUAAUUCAUAAGAUUUAUAAUGUUUAAUUGAUUCUGAUCACAAAAAUAUUCCAUAGAAAAGAAGAGGUUAAAAAACUGCAAGAAGAAACAGCAAUGAGGCUAAACCUUAUUUCAGAAAGAAUACUACGUUUAAUUUGUUUUAAUAGUAAUAUGAAGUAUUUAAUAUAGCAAAGGAAGUAAAGGAAUUAUGUGGUAACUUCUAUAGAAUCUAAUGGAUAUAUGAAUUUCAUUCAUGUACACUUCAAGAUAAUAUUUAACACAGAAAGAAAAAAGGAAUGCCUUAUACUGAAUCAGAAAUCAUUAAUCUUUUAGAAACAAUACUAUAAGGAUUUCAAAUUUUAAAAUCUGUUUCUAUUAGACAUGGUUAUCUUUAACCUAAACAUAUCAUUCAAAAAACUAAAUCUUAAAACUAUUGUAUUUCUGAUAUUAAGUUUAUCACUAAAAUGACUGAAUAUUAAGAAGUCUUAUAAAAAAUUGACUCUCUUUAACAAUGUUUCUUAUCUCCAGAGCUCUUAAAAGAACUGCAAAAAGGCACUUAAUAAGAAAAUUCAAAUUAUGAAAAAAAUGAAAUCUUUUCAAUUGGAUUAAUCUUAUUGAAUUGUAUGCUCCUUGAUUAUCCAGAUAUUUACGAUCUCUCAAAUUUUACUCUAAAGUAAUCAAAACUUUGCUAAUAUUUAAAUGCUGCUGAAUAAAAGUAUGAGAGUGCCUAAAUUUUAAGAGAAAUGCUUCUGAUUGACAUUUAUCAUAGGUAUGCAAUUAAUUGAUAGUAGACCAUCAUUAGAAUAACUUAUUUCAUUACUUAUGUAAUUCAAAUACAAAAUGUAAAUUAAACCAUCUCCAAAACCUUAGACUAAUUAUAUUCUUCAUAUUGAUCAAAGUAAAGAAAACUAUUCAUCAUUAUACGAUUGCAAAUUUACCAUUGAAAACCAAUAACAUUCUAUAACUCCAUAGAAAUCCUAAUAAUAACGAGUUCAUUCUCGUAAAAUAUCUUAAUUGACACCAAUUACACAUCUUAUACAUUCUCCAUUCAAUUAGAACAAAUAAGAAAAUACAGAAGCUUCAACAAUAAGCCAAAAUAGUUACUUUUAUUUGGAUACUUCAAAUAUUAAUUCGGAUCCAUAUAACUUUACUUAUAGGGAUGUUACUCCAGAAAGAAAUACUAAACCAUGUACAUCUCCAUAUAAAUGUAUUGCUUCCAACAAUUUACAAAAUUCAAAAACUAACAAUUAUUUCUUUCCAUCCUAAAAAUAAAAUGAAAACUCAUUCUUACAAUAACAAGAAUAAAUCAGUUAUGAUUUUGCAGAAGGAAUAAAAUUAAACGUUCCAAAAUCGUUAUAAUUAGAAUUUAAGAAAUUAGAAAAAAGAAAUUACCAAUAAAUGAAUUAAUAUUAAUAGUAGUUAUUUUGA
This is a messenger RNA of Paramecium sonneborni, 1521 nucleotides long. The record is from the annotation of a GenBank genome assembly. NCBI's taxonomy places the organism in Eukaryota, Ciliophora, Oligohymenophorea, Peniculida, Parameciidae.